GCAUCUGCUGUAUUUCCAAAUAUGCCACCCCUCUGCAACCCGAUUCUCCCCGGAUUCAACGCGGACCCCUCGAUCGUCCGCGUCGGAUCAGAUUAUUAUGUCGCAACCUCGACAUUUGAAUGGUACCCUGGCGUCCAGAUCCACCACUCCACAGACCUCGCAAACUGGGAUCUCGUUGUGCGCCCCCUCACCAGAGCAUCCCAGCUAGACAUGCGCGGGGCUCCUGACAGCUGCGGCAUCUGGGCGCCGUGUCUCACCCACGAUGGGGACAAGUUCUGGCUCGUGUACACGUACGUGACACGCAAGGACGGCUCGUUCAAAGAUGCGCAUAACUACAUUGUUACAGCGCCCGCAAUAGAAGGGCCCUGGUCAGAUCCUGUGCACGUGAAUUCGUCGGGGUUCGACCCAAGUUUAUUCCAUGACGACGAUGGGAAGAAGUGGUUUGUAAAUAUGCUCUGGGAUCAUCGGCGGCGACCGCGCGCGUUUGCUGGAAUUGCACUGCAGGAGUUUGAUCCCGUCUCUGGGAAGUUGGUCGGUCCUAUGAAAAAUAUCUUUCGUGGAACGGAACUGGACCUCGUCGAGGGCCCGCAUCUGUAUAAGCGCAACGGAUGGUAUUAUCUCCUCACGGCAGAGGGUGGGACCGCGUACGAGCAUGCUUGCACGCUUGCGCGGUCGAGGAGUAUCUGGGGCCCGUAUGAAACGCAUCCUCAGACGCACAUUCUGAGCUCCAAAGAUGCGCCGUUUGCAGCGCUGCAGCGUGCCGGGCACGGCGACCUUGUUGAUACGCCCGAUGGGAGAACUUACCUUGUCCAUUUGACGGGCCGGCCCGUUGGACAGAGCAGGAGGUGUGUGCUUGGUCGCGAGACGGCUAUCCAGGAAGCGUACUGGGAUAACAAUGACUGGCUGUGGGUUAAAAAUGGGCCUGUACCUUCGCUGUACGUCGAUGUGCCGGGGACCCGCGUUGAGAAGCAGUACUGGGUCGAACGGCGAUAUACGUUCGGAGAUGGCACGUUACAUAAAGACUUCCAGUGGCUGCGCACCCCCGAGCCACAGCGUAUAUUUUCGAUCGAGAACGGUGCUCUGUCGCUUAUAGGCCGGGAGUCAAUUGGGUCGUGGUUUGAGCAGGCGCUCGUUGCCCGACGCCAGACUCAUUUCUCGUACGAUGCAGAGACAGUCCUGGCAGAUUACACACCUAUCAAUGAGCGCCAGUUUGCGGGCCUUGUUGCGUACUACUGCCGGUACAACUUUUUCUACCUCGCCGUGACAGCAGACGAAUACGGACAGCGGGAAAUUAAUAUAUUUCGAUCUGAAGCCUCGUAUCCGGAAGGAAAACUCGAUACUCCAGCCCCGGACCCGGUUCGACUUCCAAAUGAGGGGAGGGUCAGGCUGGCACUGAGCAUCCGAGGCGGACUGACUUUGCAGUUCUUUUAUGCCCUUGAAGACUCGGACUUACAGCCUUUUGGACCAGUCUUUGAUGCGUCGAUACUAUCGGAUGAAUGCGGAGGGCAUCAAGCGCAUGGGAGUUUCACUGGUGCAUUUGUGGGCAUGGCUUGCUCAGAUGUGAAUGGCACGGCAUUGCCGGCGAAGUUUGAGUCUUUUGUUUAUAAGCCUAUCAAGGAUGUUGCUGAUCGAUAUGAGGUUUGA
Messenger RNA from Aspergillus nidulans FGSC A4, 1644 nucleotides. RefSeq names its product protein bxlD. Gene Ontology annotation, biological process: carbohydrate metabolic process. Bases 22 to 1644 code for a protein of 540 amino acids. NCBI's taxonomy places the organism in Eukaryota, Fungi, Ascomycota, Eurotiomycetes, Eurotiales, Aspergillaceae. Gene Ontology annotation, molecular function: hydrolase activity, hydrolyzing O-glycosyl compounds. The record is from RefSeq and is a predicted model, not a curated record. The transcript has a single exon.